AUGAGAGAAAAAAUAACAAUAGUUAAAGAUAGUAUUGAAUGGUAUUUUAAAGUAUUUAUCUGUCAAACAAAAAUAGAAGGAAUUAUUAAUUCAAUUGAAUAUAAUGAAUUUAGAAAAUUUAUUAUUGAAGGAAUAAAAAAGAGAAUAGAUAUUAUUCAAAAUAAUGAAGAAGAAUUAAUAUUUAUAAAUUGUUUAAAUGUUAUAGUAUUAAAUAUUUAUUCUUCAAAUAUAAAUGCAAUGAUUCAAAGAACAUUAGUUGAUACUAUUAAAAUAUUUACUAUUGGUAAAUUAGAACGUUUACAAAAUUGUUCAGUUGAUAAAAAACAAAGCACAAGAAUAAUGAUUCAAGUUUUAUUAUAUUGUUGGUUAUGUUAUAAUAGUAAAAAUGAAAAAGAAUGGAAAAUAUUACAAGGAACAAUUAAAGAAUAUUAUAAUAUUCCUGGAGUAGUUGAUGGUAUUUCUGAUAUUAUUGGACAUAUUUUAUUCUUUCUUUUAUUAGUUUAUUAUAAAUUUGAACCUAAUCAACUUGUUAUUUCUGAACAAGCAUUACUAUCUCCUGUAGUUGAAAUUCCUAAUAAACAACCAAUAGAUAAACAUACAUCAAUACCAAUACAAUAUGAAUACCUUUAUUCAAAUCUUGAAGUACCAAAAUCUAUUCCGUUUCUUUAUAGUUUAACUAAUAAAUGGAAUCAAAUAGAUUUUAUUUAUUUUUAUCAAUUAAUGAUUAAAUUUUUCACUCAAAUAAAUGUAAACGAACUUUCUCUUUGUGUAAUAAGAAAUAUUCAUAUUGUUAUAAUUAGUUCAUUACUUAUUUUGAUUCAAUAUGAAAAUAUUUCUCAAUCUAAUUCUUCAUCAAAUGAACUUAAUUUAAAAAUGAUAUAUACUGAUUAUUUAUUAUCUUCUUUAAAAAGUAAUGAUUCUUUAAUUAAUAAUUUAACUAUUAGAGGAUUUUAUCAAUUAUAUUCUAAAGGAAAAAUUACUUCUAAGAUUGGAUAUAAUAUUAUCGAUUAUUCAUUAGAAUCUUUAAACCAAACACAAUUAUUUAAUGCGUUAGAAAAUCUUACAGAAGUAUUUUCUUCAAUGAAUGCAUCAAGUUUUAUAUUAAUUCCAACAAUUCUUAAAUCAAUUCAAAAGUUAGAAAAAUUACCAAAUAUUAAUACCCUUCCUGAAUAUGAUAAUACCUUUAUUCCAUAUGAUAAAAGAUUAGAAUACCCUACAUUAAAUUGUGGAUUGAAAGUUAUUACUUUAUUACAUUCUAUUCAAUCUUUAAAAGACUUUGGUGAAACUGCUUUAGAAAUUAAACAAAAAAAGGAAAUUCAAACAGAAAUUAGUUUCACUAAACCAGCACAUAAAAUUUAUAUUGAAUUAGUUAAAUGCUAUAAACAUUUAAUUAACAUUUUAGUAUCAACGUUUUGUCACACAUCUAUAGUUUGGGGAAUUACAAAAUGUAUUAUAGAAAUCGGUGAAUAUAUUAAAAUAAGUUCUGAUGAAAAUGAUAGAGAAUUAACUAAAUCUACUUUAGAAGAAUUAAUUGACCUUAUUAUUGGUGAUUUCCAAGACUUAGAAUGUAGUAAAGUUAAAAACAUAGAAAUGUGUAUUAAUUAUUUGGCUAAAAUGAAUGAAAAAUUACCUAAUGAAACUAUUGAAUAUAUUAUAGAUACACUAUGUAAAUUAACAUAUACAACAAAGGAAAAAAGUCAACGAGGAAGUAUCGUAAAUGGGAUAGGAAGUUUUUGGUUAAAUUGUCGAAACCUUAUUGAAAGAAUUAGUGAGACAACAGUCAAAGAAUGUUUUAUUAUAUUUCAAAAAAAUAAUAAUAGUAAUAGUGUUAAUGAUGGUAGUGAUGAUACGAUAGAUGAUAUUUUUGAAGGGAAAGUAAUUAUUGAGAAUCUUAUGCAUUCGGUACAUGAUUUUGAGAGUGGAGAAGAUUAUAUAAAAGAUGAAGAAAAUGGAAUUAAUUUUGUAAUGAAUGAAAGAAAUGGAAAGAAAUGGAAAAAGAAAAGAAAGAAAACAAAAUUGAACUUAUUUCACCUCGCCAAUGCUUAA
Messenger RNA from Entamoeba dispar SAW760, 2046 nucleotides. RefSeq lists its product as uncharacterized. The record is from RefSeq and is a predicted model, not a curated record. NCBI's taxonomy places the organism in Eukaryota, Evosea, Mastigamoebida, Endamoebidae. Bases 1 to 2046 code for a protein of 681 amino acids. The transcript has 2 exons.